GAAAAUUAAUCGAGCUAUUAUUCUCCUUGAUAAGAGACGAUAUUAUCACAGACUCAUGCUGCAAUGUCCAACAUUUCCGCAUUCGUCGCCCAUGACGAGCAGUUUCAUAAUUUGCUUGGGGGCUCUCCAACUCUAGAGUUGUUAGUAGAAAACAAUCGGUAUCCUUUCGCUCACGAGGCUGGUGUCUAUAUACAAGCUACAAAUGAGCUUUUCAUCACAAGCAACCGUUUUGGUGACUUCCCAAAUACACCCCCUCACGAGGAGCGCGUCCAGAUAUCCAAAGUCGUUCUGAACAAUGACCCAUCCAAAAUCACCUGCGAAGAAAUCGACUCUAGCGCAGUGCCUAUGGGAAAUGGCGGCGUCAAUUACAAAGAUGGUAUCCUUUUCUGCGGCCAAGGGCUCCUCAACAGGCCAAGCGGCCUAUACUAUAUGAGCUUUAGCGCUCCGUACGAUGUCCAACUGCUACUUUCUGAUUUUUAUGGGCGCCCCUUCAACUCGGUCAAUGAUGUGAUCGUACAUUCUACGGAUGGCAGUAUCUGGUUUACUGAUCCCCCAUAUGGCUUUGAGCAAAAGUUUCGUCCAGCCCAGAAUUUGCCACCCCAGAUAUAUCGCUAUGAUCCUGGGACAAAGACUAUCCGCGCUAUGGCGGAUGGGUUUGGACAUCCUAACGGGCUAUGUUUUUCGCCAGAUGAGAAAACCUUGUUUGUCACAGAUACAGAUCGAGUACAUGGGAGUGAAGGGAUAUUGGAUUACAAAGCUUCAACAAUUUACGCAUUCGAUAUAUCCACAAUCCACGGCCAACCGUUUCUUACAAACCGCCGCCUAUUUGCCAUGGCUGAUCAAGGUAUUCCUGAUGGCAUCAAGUGUGACAUGGAAGGCAACGUGUACAGCGGAUGCGGCGAUGGAGUGAAUGUAUGGUCUCCAGGUGGUAUCCUGCUCGGAAGAAUCGUGGUUGAAGGAGGAGCUGCCAAUUUCUGCUUUGGUCAGAAAGGUGAAAUCUUUAUUCUAAAUGAGAACCGCUUAUGGAGGGCACGACUGGGUGAACAUGUCCGUGGUGCGCUAUUGAGAAUUUGACUUCGUUUGGCAAAAUUAAAGCAAAACAGCUUCCUUAGUCUUUAACAUCAUAACCGAAGGACCGUUCUGUAUGGUAGUCUACAGAGAUAACUCCUCAACUAGUUGGUGCUUCUAAACUCAUCGCUAUAUUCACAGAUGAGUUAAUACCAUGUUUCCACUUCCUUCCUACUUUUGGACGAAGCUGGCUUCAA
Molecule: messenger RNA, 1265 nt
Organism: Talaromyces proteolyticus
Lineage: Eukaryota; Fungi; Ascomycota; Eurotiomycetes; Eurotiales; Trichocomaceae
Exons: 2
Coding region: 64-1074 (336 amino acids)
Source: RefSeq, a predicted model, not a curated record